Molecule: messenger RNA, 1982 nt
Organism: Salvelinus sp. IW2-2015
Lineage: Eukaryota; Metazoa; Chordata; Actinopteri; Salmoniformes; Salmonidae
Product: B2 bradykinin receptor-like
Exons: 2
Coding region: 92-1243 (383 amino acids)
Biological process (GO): G protein-coupled receptor signaling pathway; smooth muscle contraction; positive regulation of cytosolic calcium ion concentration
Cellular component (GO): external side of plasma membrane; membrane
Molecular function (GO): bradykinin receptor activity; C-C chemokine receptor activity; C-C chemokine binding
Source: RefSeq, a predicted model, not a curated record
CAGAUGGUGAUGAGGAUAAUAUACGGGGAAUGAACACGGAGAAAGAGCACAUCUUGACUGAGACCACAAAGCACUGGAGAUAAGUUUCCCAAUGUUCCGGAACACAACCGAGAGGCUCCUCCCCACUGAGGACCCUCACUCAGAGCUGGAUUGGACCGAGUUGGACCCCUACAACUGUACACUACUGUACAACUACACUGCAGCCUGGGACUGGCUCUCCACCUACCAGCCAGCCUACCUGGUUCUGCUCAGUGUGGUGGGCGUGUUGGCCAACGGCCUGGUUCUCUAUGUCUUUUGCCUGCAGAGAAAGCUAUGCACCGUGGCCGAUGUCUACCUGGGCAACCUGGCCGCUGCCGACCUGGUCAUAGUGUCCUGUCUACCCUUCUGGGCCGCUACCAUUGCUAACGGCUACCACUGGGAGUUCGGCGAGCCAAUGUGCAAGCUGGUCAACGUGGCCAUCUCCAUGAACUACUACUGUAGUGUUUUCUUCCUGGUGCUGGUUAGUGUCGAUCGCUACCUAGCUCUGGUCCGGCCCAUGUGCCAAAGCCGACUGCGGAGGGCGUCCUGGGCCAAGCGCAUCUGCCUGGGGAUAUGGAUCAUGGGGUUCCUGCUGAGUUUGCCCAUCCUGUUCUUCCGCAAGGUGAAAUACGUGGCCAAGGCGGGGGUGACAGCCUGCUACUUGGCUUACCCCCAUCCAGACUGGGAGAUCCAGCGCAAUAUCACCAAUAACGUGGUUGGGUUCCUGCUUCCUGUGAUAGUGGUGGCGUACUGCAGUCGCCACAUUGUGAUCGCUCUGAAAAAUGGUCAGAUCAGAAAAACUCCUGGUGUGAGGUCAGAGAGGAAGGCCACACAACUGGUCCUGACUGUCCUCACAGUCUUCCUCAUCUGCUGGACACCCUACCAGGUGGUGCGCUUCCUGGACACACUGGAUUACUUCCAGGUCACUCCAGGUUGCCUCUGGGGUCACAUUCUGGACAUUAGCAUACAGCUGUCCACAUACCUGGCAUACGCCAACAGCGCCAUUAACCCUUUCCUGUAUGUCAUUGUGGGGAGACACUUCAGGAAGAGAGCAAAAGAAGUGUUCAGGACAAUGUUAAACCGCAGAUUGACAGAGAAAUCAUUCCUGACGGUCAAUUUCACCUCCAGUGGAAAACUGGACACUCAAAGGAUACAAUGUAAACAACUAGUGAAACAAACUGUGAUGAUACAAUGUGAACAACUUGUGAAACAAACUGUGACAUGACAAGAGUGUCUGUCUUGAAGUCUGUCCGUCCGUCCAUCUGAACUGAUCCAGACUGAACAUUUAAUCUUCAGCUGUUUUUACUUUUAAUUGUAAAUAUGUUCUUUCUUCUAAUCGGAUCGAUUUCCGUCAGUCGUUUGUGUGAGACCAAAUGAGGUGAACAAGUGAUCAGGGACUUCCAGAUGAUUUCUGUCUUUGUUAAACUUGUAAUUACCGGAGGACAUCUGUUCCGAAUCAUUAAGACCUUUAUUAAUACAAAUAGUCAAUUUAUCUGUCUACAAUAUUCUACCUCGUAAGCAAUCUAACUCCUGUUUUAAUUCCUUUGUUGAUUUAUGGAGAAAUACAGACUACAGACUCCAUUCGGGUGCACGACACUGAAGAUUUAUGCUGUAAUAUAGGCACUAAAUUACGACUGUCCGGUGUAGAAAAUGAAUCUAAAUGUGAUCUAUGAAGUCUUUUAUUGUCAUUGAGACCCUUUUCACUUUGAUGGAGUGUGCCACUAUGAGAAAUUAUUCUCCUAGAGCAGGACUACGAAUUGGACGUAUUGCACUGUGGACUAAUUUAAAUGUAAAAGGUCAUAUUGUCCUUUAAAAAGCUCAUAUAAUUUUUGCUUCUUGGCUACUAAAUCAAAAGAGGUUCUGGUUGAAAGGUCAGUAUUUCUUAUCAAUCCAGUGAAAAAAAAUAUUUCGUUAUUGCAUAAAAAUAACUUUUGUAUGUAUCAAAAUGCUGUCCAAUAAAUCAA